AUGACGACUGCGAGGCAUAGCCUGCCCGAUGGCAGACACAACGGUCUCGGGCGGCCGCCGCUGCCGCACAUCGAGGACCUCGUCGCGAUACCGACCGACAUCGAUGCCAACCAGUCGAUCCGCCGCCUGCUCGAGCAGGCCGAGGCGGCGCUGCGCCAGUCGGAGAUGAGCCGCGACUUCAACCGCCCCGGCCUCGCCCUCAAGGAGUACAUUCGCGCCUCCAUCAUCGCCGUCCAGGUCGUCUCCAACCACAAGGACUACCCGGCCAUGCGCAGCGGCGACGCGGCCCGGGCCCAUAACGCCCUCCUCAGGCGCAUCUCCGCGCAGAGCGACGCCUACGAACACAUCAAGCGCGACAUCAUCCAGGACAACCGGCGGACCGGCGUGCGCCCGACCGUCAUCCGCGCGGCCGCCAACGGCGCCCCCAAGGAGAACGCUGCCGCCGAAACCAAGAAGAAGCCGCCCAUCCACCCCAAGCCACAGGCCCUCCACGGCAACGCCCUGCGCUCGUCCAUCGACGCCGACCUCGCCGCCCGUUUCGCCAACCUCGGCGGCCCUCAGCCCUCGCCGGGCCAGGACCCGCGCAUCAAGACGUAUCCCAUCCCCGCCCAGCGCCCUUCGGGGCCCCGCGAGAUGCCUGGCAAGCUCAACCUUGACACUGACGCCAUGCCCAAGCUGCCCGACGCCAUCUACAGCCCCGCGCGGGGGAGCGUCUCGGGCGAGGCCGCGCGGCUGCCGACGAGCACGCCCCGAGGGCUCUUUAGUCGGACCGGGUCCGUCUCGGCGCAGGGCGACUACUUUCCCCCGAUGAGGCCCGACGCCGACGCCUCUGAGCCAUCAGAUCCGAAACAGAACCCUCCGAAACCCACGCCUCCUCCCACGCAACCUCCGCCCCCGAGGCCAGCGCCGCCGAGGCCGGAGCCACCCAAGGCAGAGACGGUGGACCUACCACCCGGCGACGACAUUACCCCUCAGCAGCUAUACGAGGCAAUGCGCAAGGCGUCGAUCCUGCUCAUCGACGUCCGCUCGCGCGAGGACUUUGACGAGGGCCACAUCAUGGCGCAGGCGAUUGUGUGCGUUGAGCCCAGCAUCCUCCUACGCGACAACAUCUCGGCCGACGAGAUAUCGGAGAGCAUGGUGCUGUCGCCGCGACAGGACCAGCCGCUGUUUGAGCGGCGCGACGGGUACGACCUGGUCGUCUUUUACGACCAGAGCUCGGAGCGGGUGACGCAGACGCCCAAGAACUCGGACCAGAUCGUCGUGCUCUCGCUGCACCGCGCGCUGGUGCACCUCAACUACGGGCGCGAGCUGAGGCGGCCGCCGCGGAUCCUCCGGGGUGGGCUGGACGCUUGGGUCGACCUCAUGGGCCCGCGGUCGCUGCAGGCGACGGACCCGGAUCGCGCGCGCGCCAGCAAGCGCAACGGCAUCAUCCAGCGGCGCGGGUCCAAGUACAUCAUCCGGCCGCUGCAACCGGCCGACGUGCGGGCGUGGCAGAACACGCUCGAGCAGGAGGCGCAGCAUACAGCGACGCGGCCGAGCUUCCCACGGACGGGUGAGGAGUUUCUUCGCUCGCGGCCGGCGGAGCGACAGUCGAUGAUGCGCCCGCCCGUCUCCGCCGCCGCCUCCGCGCCGCACCGCUUCGAGCAGCUGCCGGCGCCACCGGCCAAGCCGCGCGCGGCGGUGCAGAAGCCGACGCACAGCGGGCUGGCGUCGUCCGAGGAGCCGGAGCCCAUGCGGCCCUCACGCGGCGGCAAGCCCGACGGUAUCGCGCGGGCGCCGACGGGGCUCUACAACCCACGAAACUGGUGCUACGCCAACAGCACGCUGCAGGCGCUGCUGGCGUCGCCCGAGUUCUCGCGGCAGCUGGCCGACUCGGAAUGGAUGCAGGCCAAGGUGCCGCGCAAGGCGGGCGAGAAGAUUGACCCGCCGCAGCUCAUGAUUCGCAUCAUCUCGAACCUGUUUCACUGGAUGAGCACGGGCAAGUUUGAGACGAUGAAGGCGCAGACGCUCAUGGACUACUCGCGCCACCUGUGCAAGACGACCGACGAAAACGCGCAAUUUGGCGGGCACCAGCAACAGGACGCGCAAGAAUUCAUGUCGUUUGUCAUGGACCAGCUGCACGAUGAGACCAACCUGGCGCGCGAUCGUGGCGGGCACGUCGAGCAGCCGAGCACGCGGGGGCGGACGGUGCUGCAGGCGGCGGCGGCGUACUGGGAGGGCCACACGCGCCUCAACCGAUCGCUCGUGGACCGAUACUGGCGCGGGCUCGACGUGGGCACGGUGCGGUGCCUCGAGUGCGGCACCAGCACCUACACCUUUUCGCCCUUCUCGUGGAUCUCGGUGCCCGUGGGCGCAGACAACGCGAGCCUCGGCGACGUCAUGGCGCGCUGGGCCGGCAGCAACUCGCUCGACAACUACACGUGCGACCACUGCGGCCGGGCCACACGCGCGACCCAGUCGACGUCGCUGGCGCGCAUGCCGCCGCUUUUCUGCCUGGGGCUGCGGCGCUUCGACGUCAACGCCCAGGGGUACCUGAGCAAGUCGUACGCGGCCAUCUCCUGGGACUUUAACGACUUUGAUUUCAGCCCGUACUUUGUCGACCCGAGCGGCGGCAGCAUGACGACGGACCGUGCGUUCCGGGCGCCCUUCCGGUACGAGUGCUACGCCGUCAUCUGCCACGCCGGCAAGGGCAUCGAGACGGGCCACUACAAGGCGUACGUACGGGACGCGGGCACGCACGACCCCUACGCGUGGUACCUGUGCAACGACUCGUCGGUGAGCAAGGUGCGCAUCGGCAGCGGCGACGCAGCCGACGCGGCGCGGCACGUCUUUUCCGACGGGCAGGGCACGGUGCCGUACCUGGUGUUUUUCCGGCGCAAGGAGGCCGACUGA
Molecule: messenger RNA, 2892 nt
Organism: Purpureocillium lilacinum
Lineage: Eukaryota; Fungi; Ascomycota; Sordariomycetes; Hypocreales; Ophiocordycipitaceae
Product: ubiquitin-specific protease doa4
Biological process (GO): protein deubiquitination
Cellular component (GO): cytoplasm
Molecular function (GO): cysteine-type deubiquitinase activity
Source: RefSeq, a predicted model, not a curated record